Molecule: messenger RNA, 5581 nt
Organism: Dermatophagoides farinae (American house dust mite)
Lineage: Eukaryota; Metazoa; Arthropoda; Arachnida; Sarcoptiformes; Pyroglyphidae
Biological process (GO): anatomical structure morphogenesis
Source: RefSeq, a predicted model, not a curated record
UUCACAUGUUUAUCAUCAUCAUUCGAUAUAUAAAAAUAAUCAUCAUGUUACCUGUUCUAUUAUCGGUGAUCACAAGAGCUUUAGUUACAAGUGAUAAUUGUUUUGGUGGUAUUGAAACGUUUGAAAAAUUAGCGGCAACUAAUUUUGAAUCAAAUACAGUGCCUAUGGCUGGUGUUUUAUUACAACAGGAUAAUGUUGCAUUGACUAGAGAUUGUAUUAAUCUUUGUCGACAACAGCAACGAUGUACAACAUUUUUUCUUGAUUAUACACAAUUUCGUUGUUUAGCAUAUGUGGAAAGCUCUCGUCGUCAUCGUGAUCAUAUACAGACUACAAAGAAUUCGAAUCUUUUUGAAAAAGUAUGCCUGAAAGGUAUUUCAAGACAAGAAUUUGAUCAUGUUUGCGGUAAUGAACGUCUUUGGGCAUUUGAACGUGUUAAAGAUACAUUUUUGGAUGGUUUUGUUGAAAAAGAAUUAACCAAUAUGGUUGAUCGUGAAGAAUGUGCAAAAGCAUGUCUUAUUGAAGCAGCAUUCAUUUGUCGUAGUGCUGAAUUCGAUGAAGUUAAAAGAAUAUGCAGAUUAUCCAAAGAAAAUCGUCGUACACAGCCACAAGCAUUUGUUUAUGUUAAAGAUAGCCAACGUGAUUAUAUUGAAAAUCAAUGUGCUCCUGCAGGUCCUGCUUCUUGUGUAUACACAACCAAAAUGAAUACAAAUGUUUUUUCCAUGGAUUCACUUCAAUUUGCAUCCAGUGCUGAAGAUUGUCAACUUCAUUGUGAUCGUGAACAAUCAUUCAAUUGUCGUGCAUAUGGUUUUAUCAAUAAUCGAUGUAUGCUUAGUGGUGAUGAUGAAAAGACCAUUGGUAAACAUCCAUUGACAACGAUGAAAGGAGCCACUUAUGGUGAACGAACAUGUGUAGCUGAACUAUGUACUAAUGGUAUUUUUACAUAUGAAAAAAUCACUGGCCAUGUACUUCGAUCGGCUAUUACUACACCGGUAGAAUUUCCUGAAUAUAGUUCAUUAGGUGUGACUAGUUGGUGUCGUGGAAGUUGUGAUAUGGCACAAUUAAAUUGUCCUGCAUUCACUAUUAAUUACAAGAAUAAUAGAUGUGAACGAUUGGAUCGUAAUACACAAGGUCGCAUUACUGAUCUUACCGUUUCUGAGGGUGAAAGUUUUUUUGAAAAAAUUUGUCUUCGUGUACCACAAAUCAUGUCACAAUGUCAGGAUAAAUUUUGGGCAUUUGAAAGGGUUUUAGGCUAUGAAUUGGCACCAGUAUUGUAUGUGAAAACAUUAAACUUUGUACAAAGUAGACGAGAUUGUCAAGAAUAUUGUCUACAAGAACGUGAAUUUCCAUGCCGAUCAGCAUUAUAUAAUGAUGAGACUACUGAAUGUAAACUAUCACCUGAAGAUCGACGAACCAGUCCUGGACAUUAUUAUCGUUCACGUAAUAUGAAAAUCAAUUAUCUUGAAAAUCAAUGUGUCCGUAUUCAUUCAUCUUGUCCAUAUCAACGAACAACGAAUGCAUAUCCAACAUAUACUGAUAUCGUUGAAACGGACAGUAUUGCCAGUAAUGAAGAAUGUGAAAAAUUAUGUAAUGAUAAUAGAUACUUUUUAUGUCGAUCAUAUGCAUAUUAUUCUAGCAAUAGUCAAUGUUUUCUAUCCGGUGAUGAUUCUGUUAGUGCUGGUUCAUCAUUCAUUCAACAUCGUUCAAACAUUGUAUAUUAUGAAAGACAAUGUUCAAAACUUUCAACAUUCAAUGCAAAUCAAUCAUCUAAUAAUGGUGAUAAGGUCCAUUUAGUCGAUACGACUACUGAUGAAUAUCCUAUUCCAUUGACACCAUUAACUGAUCGAAUAGGUGAAACAUCCACAUUAUCUCCCGGUAUACCACAACUGCCAUCAUCAUCAUCGUCAUCAUUACCUUCAUCAUUAACACCAGAUCUUGAUUCCGGUAACGUUAAUAAAGAAGUUGUCAUCAUCAAUGGAACUCUUGGUGGAAUUAUAACAACAAAGAUAACUCGAUUUCCAGAAUCACUUUUGCCUACAAUAUCUCCUAUAAUUACUUCUAGUCCCAGAUCAAUGGGAUAUCCGGGAAUGGAUUCUCCAAUGAAUAAUGAUCAACUCCAAUCAUCAUAUGAUUCAUUACAACCGGAAAAUGUUGAUCAAAUGAAUACACGAUUUCCAAUAAAUUACUCAUCCAAUAAAAAAUGUGCACCAAAUUCAAGAUUUUUGUUUGAAAAAGUCACCAGUUUUGAACCAAUUGGUGGUCAUCUAACAUUAUUGUAUACAGAUUUACAAAAUCCUGGAAUUGUAACCGAAUGUGCCCGACGUUGUGAACAUUCUUCAUUGUGUCGAGCUUUUGUUAUCGAUUAUUAUCAUCAAACCUGUCAUGGACUUUUUGAAAAUAGUUCGGUUGGUUUACUUGAUCUACGAUUAUCAAUGGGAAAAGAUUAUUUUGAAGGAUUUUGUGUUCCAAAUUUUGUUCAUUGUGACAAAUUCUGGCCAUUCGAUCGUAUCAUAGAUCAAGCGGUAAUUGGUGCUCGUCCAGAGGAAGUUGUACGAUUUGUUUCUCGUCCUGAAUGCCGUACACGAUGUUUGGAGGAGAAAAAAUUUCGAUGUUCAUCGGCCAGCUAUAAUUCAUUCACGCAUGAAUGUCAUCUUUAUUCAGAAACCAGAGAUUCAGGUUCAUUAAAUCUACAAUUCAGCAAAGGAAUCGAUUUCAUGGAAAAUCAAUGCGUCAUAGAUGUCAAAUCAUGUCGUUAUCAUUCUAUUGAACGUGAUAUAAGUAUUGUUUCAGUGACAAAAUCUGUUCGUGGUACAUCAACAUUCCAUUGUGAACAAGCUUGUGACUAUGAAAGAGAAUUUAACUGCCGCUCAUAUACUUAUUUAGAUAAUCCGGAUGGCAGUCUUGUUCCUGGUGGCAAUCUUUGUCUACUUAGUGCCGAUAAUCGUGCAACCAGUCAUCAAGGAUCUAUUCAAUUUAGACCACGAGCUUUAUACGCUGAAAAGGAUUGCCUAUAUCAGAAAAGUUUUCGUCCAAAUCAAGAACAGAAUACUUUAAACCAACAACAUCACUUAGAACCAACUUCAUUGAUCGGACCGAUUAUUAAUUAUGCUUCUGAACCAGAAGGAUUAACUGCUCGAAGAAUUGAUCCAACAACGCCUAAACCUAAUAUUGUUCAUAAGACGCACAUGAUUAAUCAAAGUAGAUUCAAUAGUGAUGAUUUACAGCCAACAGUGAAUAAUAUGGUACAACUUCAACAUAUUCCACAUCGUUGUUCACUUGAUGAAUAUACAUUUGAAAAAACUUUUGGCUAUGAUCUAAGAUAUGCACAAAGAGAAAGAGCUCCGAUUGUAUCUCGAUCUGGUGUUGUCAACUAUUGCAAAGAUGAAUGUAUACGACGUGGCGAUAGAUGUAUGGCUUUCAUAAUUGAAUAUGGUUCAGAUAAGAAUCAAAAUUGUUUUUUCCUUUCUGAGGCUGCUUCGGAGAAUCGAAAUCAAUUGAACAAGCUAAUGGGGACGACGUAUAAUGAAAAAAUUUGCCUCAGAGAAAAGACAUGCGAUAGUAUAUGGACAUUCGAAAGAAUCAUUGGAUACACUAUGGAUGAAACGGCCGAUCGUGAAAUCAACUCAAUAAUGUUUCGGACAGCUUGUCAAGAUUUGUGUUUGUUGGAGAAAAGUUUUUCCUGUCGUUCGUUGACUUAUGAUUACGGGCGAAGAAUUUGCCGCUUAUAUCAUAAUACAAGACGAUCAAAACCGCAGUCUUUUCAAAGGACAUCCGAUCAUGUUGAUUAUUUUGAAAACAAAUGUACAAAAGAAUUAUCCACUUGUCAGUAUAGAGAUUUCAAGGAUCGUCGUUCCAAUUAUGUGGAUAAAUUAUCAAUUGCAGCUACAUUGGUUGAUUGUCAACGGCAAUGUGAUUCCGAAUAUUCUUUUCAUUGUAAAUCAGUUAAUUAUAAUGCAAUUACACAAGAUUGUGCCCUAUCCAGCGAAGAUUCAUUGUCAAUGCUUAAUGUUGCCAAUAAUGAUGAUAUCAAAACAACAUCACCUAUUGCCGUUUCAGAAGUUGUUUCAGCUGCAUCAACAAUAACCGAAUACCUUCAUGGAAGUAUUUAUAGUGAAAAAGGAAAUUGUGAACAAGUCAGCGUCCAAUGUAACCAAGAAGACAUGAUGCUAACUUUGAAUUUCGAUAGUCCAUUUAUGGGUCGAGUUUAUACGAAAAGUAAUCCAUCAGAAUGUUUUAUAAACGGUAAUGGACAAUUACAACUACAGUUUGCAAUUCCUUUGGAUUCUCGUUGUGGAACUUAUCAAGAGAGUACCAGUAGUUAUGUAAAUGAAGUGAUUGUUCAACAGCAUUCGGUCAUCAUGACCGAUAAUGAUCGAACGAUUCGAGUACUUUGUUCAUUUGAAGUAUCCGAUCAGACUAUAACUCUAGGAAAUAUCGAACAGCAACAACAACAACAAAAGAAUGUUCCUAUACCAAACGGAAUUGAUGUUUCCACAAAUCCCAAUGGAAGAAGUUACAAGGAUCGGAAAUCACCGGCUACUUUUGUGGCAAAUACUGCUGCUCCCCCAUCAAUACAAAUGCGUAUACUAGAUCCUAGUGGACGAGAUGCACAAGUAGUCAGUUUGGGAGAUGAUUUGAUACUACGAAUCGAAUUAAGAGACCAAAAUUAUUCACCAUAUGCUAUUUUUGCUAGAAAUUUAUAUGCUCGUAGUUCGAAUGGUGAAUCGCUUUUUUUGAUUGACAAUAAUGGCUGUCCAAUUGAUUCGUCCAUCUUUCCGGCAUUACAAUUGGAUCCAAUUGAUCAUCGAUCGUUGUAUUCGAAAUUCAAAGCAUUUCGGUUUCCGUCCACCGGAGUGGUAAAUUUUGAAGUACAAAUACGUUUCUGCCAAGAGUAUUGUGAACCGGUCAAGUGUGCUCAAUUGAAUGGCCAUGUCGAUUCGUUUGGUAGACGACGUCGACGUAGCGUGAAUAGUUUUCAAGAACUUUUUCUCCAUCAACAACCAUCACUGAAAUGGCAUUCUAAUCGAAUCAAUAUGAAUGAUGGUGACAACAACAAAAAACAUUUGAAUCAGUCACAAGAGAAUUGGACCAGAAUCAAUUUAUCAACCAAUCAUCAUGGACUAUUGAACAUGGAUCAAAUAAAUCAAUCAUCAUUGAAGCCUGGCAACAACUGGACAGCAACCAAUGAAUUUGUACAACGUAUUCGUAUUGGAUUCACAUAUCCAACCAACAAUUACCGUUACUAUCGUAAUCGUAAUAAUCAUUCAAUUGGUCAUGAUGUUGGUGAUGCGAAAAAAACUGAUGAAUUCAAUAUUAUCGAUGAGUACGGCAAUCAAAUUUUCACUACACCAGCCAUGCAUCUAUCAGGCAACGUCAACAUUAACGAAUUGGAUGAAAAUAUUGACAAUGGCAAUGUUGAUUCGCCAAAACAACAACAACAACAACAAUUGAAUCAUAUAUUGUUGGAUCGUACAGCAAAGACCGUACAAUGAAUGACAUGCAGAAUGUCAAUUCUAAUGAAAAUGAAAAUAUUACCGAUAAUAUAAAUAUAGCCACAACGACAACGAUGAAAAUGGAAAACUUU